Molecule: messenger RNA, 1462 nt
Organism: Phragmites australis (common reed)
Lineage: Eukaryota; Viridiplantae; Streptophyta; Magnoliopsida; Poales; Poaceae
Product: cytochrome c-type biogenesis CcmH-like mitochondrial protein
Exons: 5
Coding region: 564-1022 (152 amino acids)
Source: RefSeq, a predicted model, not a curated record
UACAGAGGAAGGACAAGCCCAGUAGUGAAAGCCCAAUAGCCCACGUCCUCCAUCCGCUCGUCCACUCCCAAAUCCCGUCUCACCCUCUCUAACCCUAACGGCGGGAAAGCGGCCGGCGGCGGCGGCGCCGGGAAGGAGAGCACCCAGGCGGGCAGGCCCGCGGCCGCGGCUAGACACGGCUACACGGGACGUCUCGGCACGCCAAAGCUCCGAACUAGUCGGUCGGAUCGGCUGUCCUCGGCCCUAUAAAUCCCAGCGCAUCUCCUUGGUUUCCCGACCCUCGAUCGCCUUCUUUGCCGCGCUCACCGAACCCAUCCCUCCUCCUCUUCGUCGAGUUCAAGGUUCAUUGGUUGCUUCCACGUGAACAGGUGGACUCAGUUCGACAGCAUGGGUGAACGGGUGAUGUGUGUAUGGCAUUGCCACACCGCUCACCGUAAGUGAUAUAAAGGUUUGAAGGUGGUGGGUCACCGCACCUCACCACAACGCGGUAAUAACUCUGGUUCUAUCCCUUGCUAGUUGCUACUUGACUGCUGUAAUACGGAUCAAGCACGUAGACUUUUGCAAUGGCAAAUGAGGAGGACGUCAAACAGAGGCAGAUUGUUGAAACACGUGCGAGAAAUAUUAGCCACAAUGUUCGAUGCACUGAGUGUGGUAGCCAAUCUAUUGAAGAUUCACAAGCUGAUGUUGCAAUUUUGCUUCGAAAACUCAUUCGUGAUGAAAUUAAAGCAGGAAAGAGUGAUAAAGAGAUCUACAAAAAACUAGAAGAUGACUUUGGAGAGACGGUUCUGUAUGCUCCUAAAUUUGACCUUCAGACUGCUGGGAUAUGGCUUUCACCUGUCAUUGUGGGUGGUAUAGCAACUGGCAUCUGGGCUUAUCAAAAGCACAGGCAGAGGACAAACGUUCACAUUAUGGCCCUGAACCUCGUCCGAGGGGUUCCGCUGACUCCAAGGGAGAAGGAGACCAUGCUUGACAUCCUUACACCGCCACCACCGCCAAGGAGGUGGUGGUGGCCAGGUAACUGAUGGUCAUGUUCCUAUCGUGCAACAUAAGUACUCCAUUCCAAAGGUAGCAGCGUCUAAAUAUCAGGAUGGCUAUUUUUUGGCACCAUGUUUUGAUGUAUAUUGCAUAUCUGUAAACUUUGGAUCGCGAAUUUGGUUUAACCUAACAUCUGCGAUGUCUUUGUACUGCAUGGAACGUCUGGUAGGUAAGGAGCUAUGAAUUAUCUGAUGUUGCUGUUGUUGCUUUUCAACUAUGGAGCUCUCAUUUGUCAGCAGCCCUCACGUGUGCUGAACUGCUGAUGAGGUAACAAGCAGGCGAUGUCACUGCUGAUCAGAACACAGAACAGAACUUGUUCCAACACCAAGAUUAUCACUUUUCCCUUUCUUCUACCUAAGUGUCUCUAUGGUGUAUGCAUGUACAGUAUUCCCCUAUCUAUCUACUGAAUCUAUUUGGCUCUCGUUUA